AUGCAGCAGCCGUUGUUCAGCUCAGCCAUCCGCUCCCAGGAUUGCAGGAUAGAGGUGGCCUUCGAAGUCCAUCCUCACAGCUGUUUGUAUACUGAACAUAGGUAUCCAUCGAACCACAACGACAGCAGCGGGGCAGAGUCAAACCACAACAACAACAACAACAACGAGAGCCACCGGUCCUCUGACUGCGAUGAAGCCAAAGCUGGGGAGACUCUGUCCCCAUUAGUAGAGGAAAACUGCGGAUCCAAGUACGUGGGAAGCAAGCAUGUAGAGAGCCCAUCAAAUCCUUGA
Linum trigynum is the source of this 291-nucleotide messenger RNA. The record is from the annotation of a GenBank genome assembly. NCBI's taxonomy places the organism in Eukaryota, Viridiplantae, Streptophyta, Magnoliopsida, Malpighiales, Linaceae.